Molecule: messenger RNA, 1294 nt
Organism: Procambarus clarkii (red swamp crayfish)
Lineage: Eukaryota; Metazoa; Arthropoda; Malacostraca; Decapoda; Cambaridae
Source: RefSeq, a predicted model, not a curated record
CGCCGGUACUGGAAUAUCGCUUCAUAAGUCAGACGUUGCAGCCGGGCCCCUCAGUGAGCUUAAAAUGUAUCGCGUCAGGGGCACCAACCCCUCACGUCUCCUGGACUCUUGAUGGCUUCCCCCUCCCGCAACAUGACAGGCUGGUGGUGGGUCAGUACGUGGGGAUGGGCGGGGCGGUGGUGAGCCACGUCAACCUGACGGGCGUGAGGGCGGAGGACGGGGGCGCCUACACCUGUAUCGCCGCCAACAGGGCGGGGUCCGCCUCCCACACCGCCAAGCUCAACGUCUACGGACCGGCGUAUGUCCGGCCUAUGUCAGUAGUGACGGCGGUGGCCGGGGAACACCUCCUUAUAUCCUGUCCGGCGGCCGGAUACCCGCUCGCCCAGAUCACCUGGUCCCGAGAGGGUCGAACCCUGCCGGUAACAGCGCGACAGAACGUGUUCGAAAACGGUACUCUGGUGGUGAGAGAUGUGCAGAAGUCUGCUGACGGCGGGUCUUACAGCUGCACCGCCCAUGACAAGCAGGGCAGAACCCACUCUGCUACUGCCUCUGUGCAGGUCCUUGUGCCUCCCAAGCUGAGUUCCUUCGACAUGCGUCGCGACCUGGCACUGGGUGAACGGGUGUCGGUCCAGUGUACCGUCAACGGCGGUGACACGCCCCUGCAGAUCCGCUGGACCAAAGAUGGCGUCCCGGCAGACAGCAUCGCCGGGACGCAGGUGCGGCCGCUGGACCAAUACUCCACCAUCCUCACUAUCAACCACCUCACGCCCCUACACACCGGCAACUACACCUGCACCGCCGCCAACGACGCCGCCACCGUCCACCACACCGCCUCGCUCAACGUCAAUGUGCCGCCGUCGUGGCUAGAGGCCCCCAGGGACACCUCUGUCACCCUUGGAGGCGCCGUGGUCGUCCCCUGCCACGCCCAGGGCUUCCCCACUCCCAAGGUGACCUGGAGGAGAACCAGAGAGGAGCAGCCCGGCCAGUACAGCCCUAUCUUAGGGGGCGGGCUUGGCCUGGGCGUGGGCGUAGCCAACAACGGCAGCCUGGUGGUGGUGGGCGCGCGGGCGGAGGACGAGGGCCAGUAUCUGUGUGAAGCUUCGAAUGGUGUGGGCGGCGGUCUGUCGGCCCUGGUCAAGCUCACUGUUAAUGCGCCACCCAGGUUCGACUCCGAUCUCCAGCAGACAGUGACGGUGAGACGGGGGGCGCGGGCGUCACUCCUCUGUCACGCCCACGGUGACCCGCCCAUCACGCUCAUCUGGCAUGCCACCCACACCCACGCCCACGACCUCAG